AUGCUCGAUUGUCCAAGUGCAAUAAUAUUCGUCAAUAAAUUGAUAUUUUUAAGAAAGGAGAUCUCCGAUCAUAUUGAGUUUUUUGCGAUGAUUGCUGUGCACGAAUUACGCAUGAAACGGAUAGAAAGUGAUCAUAUCGUCUUUAGUGCGAAGGUAUGUAGUGCAAAAAGGCGUGGAUUAGUGACGAUGACGGACAUGCGGAUAGAGGCAGUCAGUGGAUUACUAUCUCCACCAACAACUUGUCAUCCAGCAUUCCAACAAUGCUUUCGCACUCGACUUUGCUCAGCUUUUUCCUCUGCGGAUUCCUGGCAGUUGCACAAGCGCAGUACGGCUACAACUAUCCGUAUCACUACUCCUAUCCGUACUCCUAUCCAUCCUACUAUUCGUACCCAUAUGCAAGAAGCGCUUACGGAUACAGUCAAUAUCCUAGCUACUAUUCAAACGAUUACUACAGUAACUACAACAAUUACAACCGUCAUCCUUCACUCGGACUCUUCCGAGGGUUGGGUGGUCUCGGUGUUGACCAGUACGGAAACACCUACAUCGGUACACCGAAGAAUGGAAUAUUCAUCACAUGUAACGGUCGGGGAUGUCCUGGACGAGGAAAAUGAAUGGAUCUCUUUUGUUGCCUUCUGUAUAUACGUGUUGUUGAUUACACAAUUGAUAUUCCAUAAAGAUUUCCUUGCUAUGCGUGAUGACAUGGAACUGUAG
This is a messenger RNA of Necator americanus (New World hookworm), 711 nucleotides long. RefSeq lists its product as uncharacterized. The transcript has 3 exons. The record is from RefSeq and is a predicted model, not a curated record. The coding region runs from base 1 to 711 and encodes 236 amino acids. NCBI's taxonomy places the organism in Eukaryota, Metazoa, Nematoda, Chromadorea, Rhabditida, Ancylostomatidae.